This is a messenger RNA of Anneissia japonica, 1335 nucleotides long. RefSeq lists its product as uncharacterized. The transcript is spliced from 6 exons. The record is from RefSeq and is a predicted model, not a curated record. Gene Ontology annotation, molecular function: DNA binding. Lineage: Eukaryota; Metazoa; Echinodermata; Crinoidea; Comatulida; Comatulidae. Bases 1 to 1095 code for a protein of 364 amino acids.
AUGUUUCCUGUUGGAAAAAAGGUCCAAGCUGUGGAUCCAGCGAGUGGGUGUUGGCUACAUGGCACUGUGCGGGAUGUCAGUGAGUUUCAUUACUCAAUCAAGUGGACUGGAUAUCAAGCUAAAAACUGGGUUGAGAAACAAAUGUGCAGGGAGCAGCUACUGAAGCGGAGUGGAUUCACUGUGGACAAAUCUAAUUUCCCCAUCUUCAAGUGUCCACAAAAUUUGCAGGCAGGUGACAAGGUAUGCUGCAUUAAAGCUGAUUCUUCAAAGGGACAGACACUUACCAUAUCCAUCAACGACAAAUUCAAGUGCAAGGUGACAACAAUUGAACAAGAAUUGUCUGUGUCAAUCCAUAGUAAUGAAGAUGAGGUAGAACGACUUCAUGCUGAAGUGUCUCUGCCAAGUCAUAAUAAUGAAGAGGAAGUGGGUCAUGUACAUUCUGAAGUGUCUGUGCCAAGUCAUUACAAUGAAGAUGAGGUAGAACAUGUUCAUGCUGGCCGAAAAUGCUGUAAUUGCAGCUGGCAAGAGUCGUAUAAGAAACUUUUGUUGGAAGUGGAAAUAACAAGAAAUGAGCAACGGCGCACCAACGUCAUAUUGACAGAACUGCUGACAGUUAUCAGAGCAAAUAAAAAAAAUCAAAAUGCCGACCAUCCAGACACAGACCAUAGCAACAUGGAAAAUGUACCAAUCAGCAAUGGGCCUAUUCAACCGAAAAUGGAACUUGACAGCAGUGGCUUCGUCAUUGUUGGUGGGAGAGACUGUACCGUGGUACCGGUGACAAUGCCAAGAGAAAAGUACAUAGAAGUUCUAAAGGUAAACCAGAGGCCAAUGACAGUAAUUAAGUCAUUACUGGACUGUUUGUUUGAAAGACAUGAGCUAAGCCGUAGUAAUAUUGGUGGUAGACAGGGCAAAGACCCACUUGAUGAAAGAAAAGUUAAAGCAAUCAUGAGUCAAGUGUUUUUGCAAUUCAGGAACACAGGUAUACCUAUCUCAAAAAAACAGUUAGUAAAUGAUGUGAACGAAAAAUGUAGAUACAGCCGGCUGCUUGAAAAACAUUGUUUAAAUGAAGAUCUUCCUACUUUGGAAGUUGUUUGAUUGAUAUGCUUCAUUUCUUGUUUCUAUUGCGUUUAAUUUCCAACAGUUUAUAAGUCUGAUAGUACAAUCAUGGAGAAAAUAAAAUAAAAUCUAUUUUAUUUUCUCCAUGGUACAAUAGUUACACCAUGGAGAUCUAUUUUAUUUUCUCCAUGGUUACACGAAUACUACUGCACAUACUGUACCAUAAACACUGACCAUACAUUUCGGAUAUAUGCCGUAAAUAGGCCUAAUUAUAAUCAA